AUGCUGUGUCUGAUUAUGAUGCUAUUCUUGCUGCCAUGUAUUCUUCCGCCUGACCCGGGCAUUGAGGCUGCUGCUCUAGGUGCUGGUGAGGCUGCUGCUCUAGGUGCUAGUGCGUCUGCUGCCCCAGGUGCUGGUGAGUCUGCUCUUCCAGGUACCACGUCGGCUCAGGCCUUACACACCUUCACCCUUGACUCUGGUGCUUCCCGCUCCUUCUUUCGAGACCGCACCACGCUUACGCCGCUCAGUCAGCCAGUUGCGGUCUCCGUGGCGGACCCCUCUGGGGGUCCUGUGUUUGCUAGCUUCUCCACUGUCUUACCGUGCCUGGCAGCCCCCUCUGGCACCCUGUCAGGUCUCUACCUCCCCUCGUUCUCUACGAACUUGGUGAGUGGAGCUGAUCUACAGGAUAGGGGGGUUGACCAGUUCACUCCUGCGAGUCAGCGGGUGACCCACUGCACGUGUGCUCGGACGCGCCGACACUUGGCCACGUUUACCCGUCGGCCGGGGUCGAGCCUACUCUCCUUUGGCACCACCGCCUUGGUCACCCCUCCCUGCCUCGUCUCCAAGGCAUGGCCUCACGUGUCCUUGUCUCUGGUCUUCCCCGGUCCCUACCUCCCCUACCUCCGGGGCCUGCCCCUACCUGCGUCCCCUGCAUUGAGGGGCGACAGCGCGCCGCCCCUCACUCCUCCGAGUUUCCUCCGAUAG
Molecule: messenger RNA, 702 nt
Organism: Closterium sp. NIES-65
Lineage: Eukaryota; Viridiplantae; Streptophyta; Zygnematophyceae; Desmidiales; Closteriaceae
Source: the annotation of a GenBank genome assembly